Messenger RNA from Struthio camelus australis, 349 nucleotides. The record is from RefSeq and is a predicted model, not a curated record. NCBI's taxonomy places the organism in Eukaryota, Metazoa, Chordata, Aves, Struthioniformes, Struthionidae.
AUGAAGCGCAGGAGGGGAGAAGCCAGCCUGGCUGGCGGGAGGGACGUGGGCUGCUUCGAGCCCAGGCUGAGCGGGACCGUGGCCCGUAAGUGGCACAGAAACGGCAUCAAGAAACCCAGGUCCCAGAGAUAUGAAUCUCUCAAAGGGGUUGAUCCCAAGUUUCUGAGGAACAUGAGAUUUGCGAAGAAACACAACAAAAAGGGGCUGAAGAAGAUGCAGGCCAACAACGCCAAGCAUGCCGCUCUGCAAAAAAAAGACUGAUGUGGUUUAAGACAAAGAACCAGUUUUUCUGUUGGCAUGUGCAUCACAGUGUUUUUGUACAAAUAAAAUUGGAUGUAACAGCUCCAGA